This is a messenger RNA of Neoarius graeffei (lesser salmon catfish), 2542 nucleotides long. It is a transcript of the gene pus7l, whose product is annotated as pseudouridine synthase 7 like. Gene Ontology annotation, molecular function: pseudouridine synthase activity; RNA binding. The record is from RefSeq and is a predicted model, not a curated record. Lineage: Eukaryota; Metazoa; Chordata; Actinopteri; Siluriformes; Ariidae. The transcript is spliced from 9 exons. Gene Ontology annotation, biological process: pseudouridine synthesis. Gene Ontology annotation, cellular component: nucleus. The coding region runs from base 38 to 2086 and encodes 682 amino acids.
GCGCACUUCGAGGAGGACCACAGGUGGAGAUGCCAAAAUGGAAGGAGGGACAGCAUCAGUGCCCUGCAGGUCUGCUGAUGAAGGAGGGACAGCAUCAGUGCCCUGCAGGUCUGCUGAUGAAGGAGGGACAGUAACAGUGCCCUGCAGGUCUGUUCAUGAAGGCUUUCAUGGCAGCAUCAAAAACUCCACCCAGGACUUUGUGGUCACUGAAAUAGAUGUGCAUGGGCAACUUGUGAACAGUCCAGGUGCUCUUGAGGAACCUGUGAAGUUCAAGAAUAAUGCUGAGAUCAGAGAGUUUCCACACAAAGACAGUACUGGAGUAAACCUCCUGACUGAGGAAACACCUUCCAGUGAAGUUGCAAGUGGUGAAGAUUUGAGCCAGGAGCGUUUUGACCUGAGUGUAAUUCUGAGCUGUUCUGUAAUCAAGACCUUAGAACAAUUUGCCGGCAGCGUCCAGGGUUAUAGUGAGGUGCAAAAGAACAUGGAAAUAUCCCUUGGAUCCUUUCCAGACAAACACCAGCGAGCCAUCGUGCACAGCGCAGUGAAGUACAAUUACCCUUUUCUCUCGACAGUCACCAACCAUGAGGAGAUCCUGGUCAGAGAGGAUCCAGACUUCAGAGAACUUUCAAAUUUAGUAUCUGUGGAGGAAGCAGAGGAGUUCUUCAGGUUUAAAGAUGCUAAAGUUCCUGGCUCCACGUUCACCUUCUUGCCUGAUGACAUCAAGGAGCACCGGACGUCCGUUCACCAUUUUGUGAGCAGAAAGUUUGGAAAGCUGAUGGAGACGAAGAGCUUCAUGACGCAGGGCAGAACUGCUAUUACAGUGAGGCUAAGAGAGCGAGGGAGGCAGGCCAGGAAGAGGACGGCAGCAGAUCUGGAUGAGCAGGAUAUUUACACAGGUUUCACCCUCAGAAAAGAAAAUCUGGAGACUUUAGAGGCCAUCAGCUAUAUGGCAGCAGUACUCGGAGUUCUUCCAUCUGAUUUCUCCUAUGCCGGUGUCAAAGACAAACGAGCUGUAACCUAUCAGUCGAUGGUUGUAAAGAAGAUUUCUCCAGAACGGUUGUUGGGGAAGGCUGAUAUGUUUGAGAGGAAAGGAAUACAGCUGUCUAAAAUUCGUCCGGUAUCUGAACCCCUCCAGCUCGGAAGGCUGGCAGGGAACCAUUUUGACCUUGUCGUCCGGGAUCUGAAGCCUCACAGGUGUAGUUCCACAGAGCUAGAAAGUCUUGUGAAAGAGGCUGUGGAGAAUGUAAAGACUCGGGGCUUUGUGAAUUGUUACGGACCGCAGAGGUUUGGAAGCAGCCAGAAAGUUCCAGCAGACCGAGUGGGACUUGCGCUUCUGAAGGAGGACAUGAAUACAGCUCUCAGGUUGUUUCUGAGUCCAGAGGAAGGUGAUGACCAAGGAAAUAAAGCCAAACAACAUUUCCACCAGACGGGGAAUGCCAAAGAAAGCCUGGCUCUGAUGCCUCUGCAGAAGGCCAGAGAGAGGCUGAUGCUCCGAGCUCUGCACCGCUACGGUAGCGGCCUGGAAGGCGGCCGUCAUGCGUGGCUCAGCCUGCCGCACAGCAUGAGGGUCUUUUACCUCCACGCCUACUGCAGUCGUUUGUGGAAUGGAGCAGCGUGCUUCAGGCUGCAGACUCUUGGAGCUCAGCCUGUACAGGGAGACCUGGUCUUGGCUGCAUCCUGCAGAGAUGGCCAAGCAGAAGAAGAAACGCACGCAUCACAGGUCCAUGUUGUCACGAGUGCAGAAGAGUAUGAUGGUGUCUUUUCACUCGAUCAGGUGGUCCUCCCGAUGCCAGGUAACAGUGUGAAGUACCCAGAGAACAUGGUUGGCUCAUGGUACCAGGAAAGACUGGGACGGGACGGCCUGAGCUCAUGCAGGUUCAGAAUCCCUUCACUGAAACUCAAUGUCCCAGGCUGCUAUCGCCCCCUACUGUCUUACCCUCGCAAUGUCUCCUAUAGCCUCCAUGUUGAUGAGGACAGUGGGUUGUCCUCACUUUCAUGCAGAACGAGCCUGGCGCUGUCUUUUGACUUGAACGCAUCCUGUUAUGCAACAGUCUGUCUCAGAGAGAUCAUGAAGUGUGACCCAUAGUUACUGUGACUGAACAAGUAACAGGCUGGAUGGAAGAUUGUGUUUUAUUACAGCAUUGGACUUGCAGAUGGAUUAGUGAGAUCAUCUCAUCAUAGGUUUGAUUCAAACGGUAAUAUAUGAAAAAAAAAAAGCCAAAGUGAAACAGUGAACUAGCGGUACCAGGGUUUUACUUUACAAAAUAUUUGCAGAAUUACUGAGAUUUAAAGGGUUAACAUUGUUAAAGCCCCAUUAAAUCAAUAAGCAGGGUGCACAAGAGUGAUGAGUUCACUGAAGGUCUAACGUAAUGUAAAUAUCUUUCGUAGCAGGGCUGCAAGGCCUCGUUUUAGUUUAUGCCUCUUGCAAUAAGAUCAGUGGAAGGUGAUAGACAACUUUUCUUGUUACCCUGCACUGCAUCCAAGUCGCCUGUUCUGCAUACAGGAAGGGGAAAUAAAUAUUCAGACACUCGUUGUAUAAUAA